AUGGCGAGCGACGAUGAUUUCGACGUCGACGUUCCCGAGCUCGCAGCCGACGACCCCAUGAGGGCCUUUCUGCCUCUUUCAUUCGGCAAGCGAACCAAGGAAGCCGACGUUUCGGCCCAGAUCGAUCGCAGCAAGAGGGCGGUACCGGAACCUCCCGCUCGGCAGACGAGUCGGAAGCAGAGCGCGGGCUCGAGCAACGGCGACGGCGACGGCGACGAUGACGGCAGUGACGACAGCGACGACAGCGACGACAGCGACGACAGCGACGACGCCGACAGCUAUCCCGUAUCGCACGAGCUGGUCCUCAAAACCCACUCGCGUGCCAUUUCCACCCUCUCCCUCGACCUCCUUGGCGGCCGACUGGCGACGGGUUCGCUUGAUUGCACCGUCAACCUCCACGAUUUUGCUUCCAUGACCCCCACCACCCUGCGAGCUUUUCGCACCGUUGAUCCGUACCAAUCCAAACGGGCGACCGAGAGCGCGGAGUCGCAUCCCGUCCAUCACAUCGAGUUCAACCCGCAUGCCGGCAGCGAGCUCCUGUGCGUUUCGGCUCACCCGCAGGCCAAGAUCAUCUCCCGCGAUGGUGAGGUCUUGACCGAGUUUGUCAAGGGAGACAUGUAUCUCCGUGACAUGCACAACACAAAGGGUCACAUUUCCGAAAUCUCCACCGGGGCCUGGCACCCGACCGACAGGAACAUCUGCGUCACGGCAGGAACCGACAGCACCUUGCGCAUUUGGGACGUCAACAACAAGCGGUGCCAGAAAGAAGUCGUCGUCUUCAAGUCCAAAGCGGCAGGCUCGGCUGGCAGGACCAAGAUGACGACCGUCGCCUGGGGGGCAGCCGCCUCGGGCGGGAGCAACGUCCUCGUCGGCGCCGCCUUGGACGGGGCCCUCGUCCUCUACGCCGGCAACGGACCAUUCGCGAGACCUGCCGCCGAGGUCCGAGACGCCCACAAGCCGCAGACCUGGACCGGCGGCAUCGACAUUUCCUCCGACGGCCGCAUGGUCGUCACGAGGGGAGGCGAUGAUCUGAUCAAGCUCUGGGACACGCGCAAGUUCACGAAGCCGCUCGUCACCACGUCGCACCCCUCCACCUCGGAUCAGUUUCCGACGACCAACAUUCGGUACGCGCCCAAUUCGUCGAGCAUCAUUACCGGAUCCGCCACCGGCCACCUGCACAUCCUGAACCCAGGCAAUCUUCGAUCCGAGCACGUGACGCCCAUCACGCCGGGUUCGGCCCUCAUCACCGUGGCCUGGCACCCCAAGAUGAACCAGAUCAUCACCGGCUCCGCCAACGCCGAGACGCACGUCCUCUACAGCCCGACCCUGUCGACGCGAGGAGCGGUCGAUGUCAUGUCGCGAGCGCCGAAGAAGCGACACAUCGACGACAACCCCGAGUUCACCAUGGACCAGUCCCUCGGCAUGUCCGGAGACGCCAUUUUCGCGCCCGGAGCGACGACUGGCUCGAGAAAGGCCGGUGUCACCGGCACAGGCAGGUCCAAGGACCCGAGGCGACCCCAUAUGCCGCAGCAGACGCCUUUCCAAAAGAGCCAGCCGGACGAGAAGCGCGUUGCGGAGAACAUCCCUCUCGCCCGCAUGCUGCACGAGGACCCGCGAGAGGCGCUCCUCAAGUACGCGUCCCAGGCCCAAAGCGAUCCCGUCUUCACCAAGGCCUGGAGCAAGACGCAGCCGGAGACGCAGUACGCCGAGCUGAGCGACGACGACGAGCCGGACAAGAAAAAGACAAAAAGGUGA
Messenger RNA from Drechmeria coniospora, 1755 nucleotides. RefSeq lists its product as uncharacterized. Gene Ontology annotation, biological process: regulation of DNA double-strand break processing. Gene Ontology annotation, molecular function: protein binding. The coding region runs from base 1 to 1755 and encodes 584 amino acids. Gene Ontology annotation, cellular component: nucleus; site of double-strand break. Lineage: Eukaryota; Fungi; Ascomycota; Sordariomycetes; Hypocreales; Ophiocordycipitaceae. The record is from RefSeq and is a predicted model, not a curated record. The transcript has a single exon.